Molecule: messenger RNA, 459 nt
Organism: Trichomonas vaginalis G3
Lineage: Eukaryota; Parabasalia; Trichomonadida; Trichomonadidae
Exons: 1
Source: RefSeq, a predicted model, not a curated record
UAUACCAACCCGCGGAAUUCCGCGGGUUGCUUUUUAUACACAGUUCAUGCAGGAAUUCCUGAUGAAAUCAAACAGGUUAGAGGAACGUAUGUAGACCCAAGACUUGUAAACUAUAUAGCAAUGUGGGCUUCUCCAAAAUAUUGUAUAGCAGUUGGAAAAAUUUUGGAUUCCAUAGACAAGAAAGUUCAUGAGAAGUUAGAUGAAGAAGAACUUGAAGAUACAGUAGAAAAUGCUAAACCUUUGUUCGAAGAAGAAGUUAGAAAAAUGCAUGAAAAACAAAUAGAACAUGAACGUGAGAUAUGUUCUGGUUAUAGAGACUCGCCAUACGAACUAGACCAAUGGGAACAAGAAGAUUUAAAGAGAGAAUUUAGAGAAUAUGAACUCGCUAAGAUAGCAUUAGAAGCUGCAGAAGAGAGGUUAAAAGCUUGGGGUUGUUUUGUACAAAAAUAUUGUGAGUAA